GAUAAAGAGAUAAAACACACUGGACAGCCAAAAUUGACAAUGGCGUCUUCUUUUCAUAAAGGUUUUACAAGAGCACAGACUAUCUUCUUUGUUAUGCUGUAUGUCUUUACCUCUAUAAGACAACAAGAGACAAUCACAGUUGCUACUCUGUCUGACCCCUGCUACAACUACACUGUGCUGGACGAUCCAUGGAGAUCCACCAAUAAUACAAAUGAUUCAGACAUGUGUGACCAGUCAGUCUCCUGGAGCGGCUGGUAUCGUCUCUUCAUCAACGGUCUUAGCGCUCACAUCCCAGACACAUGUGUUGCUGAGUACAGCUGUGGCACUGCUGCCCCACUGUGGAUUCGUGGUGGACACCCAACAGUUCAAGAUGGAGUCGUCACUCGAGAUGUCUGCUGUCACUGGAACAAUUACUGCUGCUAUUACGGGUCUUACCCCAUUAAAGUCAAAGCCUGUCCAGGCAACUAUUAUGUCUAUGAGCUGGUUAGUCCAGGUGGAUGCAAUCUUGCAUACUGUGCAGAUGUUAGCAGCUUUAACAGCAGCUCUACAACCAUCCCACCAGAAACCAUCUCAACUGCUUAUCCCACUGUUGACCCCUGCUACAACUACACUGUGCUGGACGAUCCAUGGAGAGCCAACGGCAGUCAGCUAUCAAACUCCUACAAGUGUGACACCUCAGUCUCCUGGAGCGGCUGGUAUCGUUUCGUCAUCAACGGUCUGAGCGCUCAGAUCCCAGACACAUGUGUCGCUCUGUACAGCUGUGGCACUCAUAUCCCACUGUGGAUUCGUGAUGGACACCCAACAGUUCAAGAUGGAGUCGUCACUCGAGGUGUCUGUGGUCACUAUAACAAUACCUGCUGCCAUUUCAGCUCUAACCCCAUUAAAGUCAAAGCCUGUCCUGGCAACUAUUUUGUCUAUGAGCUGGUUAGUCCAACUCUCUGUGAUUCAGCAUACUGUGCAGCUCACACAACAGUCGCUCCAGAGACUGGUAUAAAUAUAACGCUGCAGGAAGGAUGCACUGAACAGACUACUCUAGAAUGUCUUCAAAAUCUCUUUGAGCAGAUCGAGAACAUCACAGUUCAAGAGCUUCCUGUGAAUACUGUGAUGGACAUUUUGAAUAUGGUCUUCAACACUUCAGAGAAGAUUUUAGAGUCAUUAUCUUCAGCAAGCCCAGCUGAACUAGCCUCCUAUGGAAACCGUGUGUUACAAACCAGUGAGAAACUCAUCUCUACAUUAGUGAAGCCGACAGACACAAAUGACAGUGUCAGUUUUACUCUCGCUGCUCUAGAGGUAGAAGUCUUCAUGGUUGGACCACAUGUCACCUUAAAGAAAAUCCCUCGACUUGAAACAACAAAUUCCUCUGUGGACAUCGAUCUCAUUGGAAUCGCCAAGAACAACAAUUUAACAAGAUCAGCUGCCGUGGGUUUCAUGAGCUACGUCACGAUGGAGAAUCUACUGAAGCCAGAUUUCUUCAAUACUUCAAAUGACACGAUUAAAACCAUGAUGUCCACUGUGAUCUCAGUUAUUCUUCCCAAAACCACCAACACUAAACUCACCAAACCAGUCAACUUCACCUUCAGACACAUCAGAGAGUUUGAUCCCAAUGGUUCUCUGUCCUGUGUGUACUGGAAUAUCAGCGAGUGGAUUGUAGAUGGAUGUUCUGUUUUAGAGACCAACAGCAGCUACACUGUGUGUUCCUGUGAUCAUCUGUCCACAUUGGCUCUCAUCAUGCAAACCAGCCACCAACCAGAGAAUGACUCUCAGCUGGAUCUGUUGAAUUUGGUGUGUGUGAUCGUGGGGCUGGUGUUCUUCACUUUAGCCCUGUUGACCUUUGCCCUUUGUCAGUGGAGCCCUGGAGUGAAUAACGUGGCUCGAAUCAACAUCUGCAUCAGUCUUCUGCUGGCUCACCUUCUGCUCCUGCUCACACAGCAGUUCCUGAAUCGCAUACGGCCGCAGCAGGUGCUGUGUGCUGUGAUCUCAGGCCUUCUGCACUUCCUCUUUCUCUCUGGCUUUGUGUGGAUGUUCAUUGAAGCUGUGCUGCUCUUCAUCUGUGUGAAGAACCUAUCACAGAUCAGCUCCAAGAAGAGGGAGGUGCUUAGCAGUGGAUUCCUGUGUGUGAUUGGAUAUGUGGUUCCUCUGGUUGUGGUGUGUGUGUCUGUCGGUCUGGUUCCUGAAGGCUACGGCAGCGAACACUGCUGGAUUAAAACAGACAAAGGCUUCAUCUGGAGUUUUCUGGGACCUGUUUGCAUCAUACUUGCAUUAAACGUGAUACUCUUUAUCUGCAUCAUCAUCUGUCUGAACUUAUCUCUCACAAAACUGAACGCUGAUGUUUCGCAGUUGAAAAAAAACAAGACAAUGGCAUGUAAAACUCUGGGUCAGUGUGUGGUUCUUGGUUGCCCCUGGAUUCUGGGUGUCUUCACUAAUAACAGUAAAGUGUUGGAGGUCAUCUUCGUGAUCUUGAACUCCCAGCAGGGAACCUUCAUCUUCCUGAUCUACUGUGUCCUCAAUAAUGAGGUCAGACAGCAGUACAGGAAGUUCUUCAGACGGCUUUUCUGUGGACACAAAAAACACUGAGAACUACAGCAUUGUGUUCAGGAAAUGAGUGAAGUGCCAUUAUUAUAAAAGUGAUUCAUCAUUAUUCAGAUGUUAUUUUAGUCUCAAAUAUAAAUUUCACUACUUUUUUUUUUCUUUUUCAUUUUACAAGUGUCAAUUCUCUGAUAUUAACCUAUAAAAUGAUCCAUACUUAAUGUUUUGGUGAAAGGUCUGUUAUUAUUGUUUUA
This is a messenger RNA of Carassius gibelio (silver crucian carp), 2780 nucleotides long. Its product is annotated as adhesion G protein-coupled receptor E3-like. Bases 40 to 2574 code for a protein of 844 amino acids. Gene Ontology annotation, cellular component: membrane. Gene Ontology annotation, molecular function: G protein-coupled receptor activity. The transcript is spliced from 19 exons. The record is from RefSeq and is a predicted model, not a curated record. Lineage: Eukaryota; Metazoa; Chordata; Actinopteri; Cypriniformes; Cyprinidae. Gene Ontology annotation, biological process: cell surface receptor signaling pathway; adenylate cyclase-activating G protein-coupled receptor signaling pathway.